GCAUGGCUGGAUGGUCCUGAACGUGACAGUAGCAGCAGCAGCAGCUUGGACCACUUGUCCAGCGUCCGGUUGGAGGGCCUCGGUAAUGGUCCGUACCGUGGCCACCGUGGGUUGGGAUAGUGCGAGCAACCACGAACCCGCUUCCGAAGCAUGCUAGUACCGCAUCCGCUUCCGACUACGGUCCAACAACGAUCGCGUUGCCAAUGAAGGCACUCGGGAGACGCACGGACGGACGGCAACACGAUCGGCAACUGACGGUAGUCUUCCUGCUUCUAACGAUAUGGCUCUCCGGUACGAGCAGAAUGUCACCGUCUGGAGUUGCGGGAACCGGUGCGGUACCCGCUGGCUCACUCAACAAUAUCACCUAUAGCAACAGCUUGGUCAAGACGAAGUAUGGACCACUGCGUGGCAUCGUCUUCCGAACGGUACCGGUGGUCGUCGAGGGCUUCCUGGGUGUACCGUACGCGUCCCCUCCAAUCGGCAGUUUGAGGUACAUGCCUCCGGUUACUCCGUCUACGUGGAAAUCUCCGCGUUUGGUCGAUCGGUUUGCCCCAGUUUGUCCGCAGAAGCUGCCCAAACUGGACGGCACCGAUACGGGAGUAUUGGGGGACCUUCCAAUCGAUCGACUGAAGCAACUCCGACGGCUGGUACCGACACUGGUCAAUCAGUCGGAGGACUGUCUGUAUCUCAAUCUGUACGUGCCACACGCAGAUGAUACCGCUCAUCGGCCAGAUCACCUCAAACCAUCAAUUGUAUAUAUCCAUGGCGAGUCCUACGAGUGGAACUCUGGCAACCAUUACGAUGGUUCGACACUUGCAAUGAACGGGAAUGUUAUCGUAGUUACAAUAAAUUUUAGGCUAGGAGUUUUAGGUUUUUUGAAAACUGGUGCUAAGGGAAGUGCUCAAGGCAACUUCGGGCUGAUGGAUCUCGUGGCUGGUCUGCACUGGUUGCGCGAGAACUUGGUCGCGUUCGGGGGCGAUCCGGCGAAGAUUACGCUGAUGGGUCACGGGACGGGUGCGGCCCUCGCCAACAUUCUCUCCGUAUCACCAGUGGCAGGCGAUCUAAUCCACCGUGUGGUCCUGCUAAGCGGUUCCGCACUGUCACCGUGGGCUAUCCAGCGGGAUCCACUGUCCGUGAAGCGGAAAGUAGCCCAACAGACCUCAUGCACAGGCGACGUGGUGAACGAAGAUUUGGCCCCCUGUUUGCGGACCAAGUCACUAGCGGAGCUUAUGAAUAUAUCGUUGAGUAGUCCUAGAUUUUUGCCAGGAUUUGCACCGUUUGUCGACGGAACCGUCAUAACACCGGCCAAAGCGGCCGUUAUUAAUAAUCUUAAAAUACCGACCGACUCCGCGAUCGCCAGUACCAGCGGCAUCGAGUUCAGCAACUUCCACAAGCAGGACGUCCUGUUCGGGCUGACAACGUACGAGUCCUACCUCGAGCUGACGGCCGCCGAUCUCGAGUUCGGCUUCAACGAAACCAAGCGCGACCGCAUUCUGCGCACCUUCGUACGCAACACCUACCGGUACCAUCUGAACGAGAUUUACUCCGCGCUGAAGAACGAGUACACCAACUGGGAACGUUCGCCAAGAAGCGCCUAUGGCUAUCGGGAUGCAGUGUUGGAGCUGUUGAGUGAUGGACUGACGGCCGCUCCAUUGGUUCAGCUAAGCCAUCUGCACAGCCUGCAGGGUGGACGAUCGUACUUUCUACACUUUAAGCAUCAGUCUCAUGAGUGGAAAUUUCCCCAGCGGAGUGGUUCCGUUCGAGGCGAGGAUGUGCCUUUUGCAUUAGGAUUCUCACCAUCACCGAUGUUUCCACUCACCCUCACCAGGCUGGAUAUGCAGGUCAGCAGUACGGUGAUGCGCUAUUUGUGUAAUUUUGUAAAAACAGGAAACCCGAACGGGCUCCGUUCACCACGAAUGGAUGUGUUCGUAAACAGUAACAAUAAGCGUAGCUGGAAUCCGGCAAAGAAACCACACAACGAGACGCUCAUGCGUCAGCUCCUGUCGUCCUUUCGGCAGCAGGAUCCGCUUCAACCACGAACGCCACUUCCGGCCAUCGUUGGACAAUCUCUGCUUACACCGGAGCAGGCGUUGAUGCAGCAACAGCUACAGCAAUACUACCACAAAGAAACCGUCAACCGCCAGCAGAAACAUUCGCGCCGGAAGCGAACGAGAUAUUCGAACGAUUUUCAACGGUACAAUUCAGGCGAAACGGGCGGUUAUGGAUCGAGCGAGGAGAGCGGGCUGCCUGGAGGAGCGAACGAGGGUCCGGAUGGUGAUGAGGAUGGUGACGAUCGGGAGGAUGCGGGAGAAUCUUCUGCUGGGGGGCGAAGCGAGACUGAACCGAGCUAUUACAGUGUGGACAGUGACUAUGUGUACAGUGGAUUUACCACCAUCAAGUACAAUCUACCGUUCUGGGGACAUUACGACACCACCAAUCAGGUUUUCAUGGAAAUAGGAAGUCAAGUUGUGCCGAAGAGUCAUUACCGAGGACAUAAACUUUCGCUCUGGCUUAGCCUGAUUCCACAACUGCACUCUUCCUUCAACAUUCCCGAGCUAUCGAUGAGGCAUCAUCAUUUCAGUGAAGAGAAUCCAAUGUUCUACGAUGGACUCGUGCGGGAACAGAUCAUAGAACCUCCGCUGAUGCACAUCGGCUUCGUAACGUCGACCACCUCUAAAAUGCAUAAGACGGAAACGAUCGCCUCCACCAUACUGCAAUCCAUUUCGACGGAAUGUCCACCAAAUAUAACCUUCAUCCAGACGGCUUCGGCAUCCUGGCCGCUGCACAAUUCCGCGCUUCCCGCCCAACAUGGCGACUCCAACCGUAGUCUGAUUAACCGACUGACGAACAGCUACCAUCGCAGCUACUCGACCGCCCUCGCCAUCACAAUCGGUGUCGGGUGCUUUCUGCUCUUUCUCAACGUGCUGAUCUUUGUCGCGAUCUACUAUCAGCGCGAAAAGCGCGAAAGUAAUUCCCGCAUGAAGAUCAAUCUGCUCGAGCUCGAAUCCCGUUUGAAUGUGGUCGAAUCGUCGUCUGGUGCUGUGGCGGCUGCUGCGGCGGCCGCUGCCGCAGCCUCUGCUGCGUCUGGCGAUGGGCAACAGCUGAAGGAGGAAACAUCCUUCAGUACCACUCACGCACAACUGCAACAGUCGCUGGAAACAGAUGAGCAAGUGUCUGUGAAGGGAGCAUCGGGGCGGGUGGGUUCUAGUGCCGCUAGUGCUACUGCUACGACCGCAAAAGCCGCUCCAAGCAGUGGUCCUAACAGCAUACAAACAAUCGAACUCUCGCUGACACCACACUAUCACGGCCAUGGACAUGCUACUUCAAUGCGACGCAGCAGCACUUCCGCGAUUAAACACUCGCACAAGUGUGAACUCCAACAGCAGCAGCAGCAGCAGCAGCAGCAUUUGUACCAUCAUCAUCAAUCGUCCUGCAGCAAUCAGCGUACGGUUUCACCGAAGAAAGUCUCCAUUGUAUCGCCGAACCCAUCGGACGAACAGUCCUCAUCCGGAUCGGCGUCAUCGCUUGGAUCCGACCAUCCAGCCGCUCCUGCUCAUCCACGUGAAACCAGAAGCUAUUCCGUCGUUAGUUUACCGAAGGAGCUUUGCAAUCAAUCGACGCAGUACGAUCUGGCAGAAGUUUCGCAUCUGCUCGUUACCUCGACCGAUCCCGCACCUCGACCAACGAUGACCAGUAUCGCCACCAUGACCAGGAGGCGGGAUUUGCGUGAUGAUUUCCGAUCAACUCCUGCCAUCAGUGGUAGUACCCGCUCGUUAGUAACGUCCAAGGACUACACGCACCGUGACGGAACAGAACUUCUGGUGCAGGGUGGUAGUGGUGCGGGCAUCUUACGACCCCCGUCAUUGCAUCAGCUUCAUCUUCAUCCUCAUCAGCAUCUGCAUCAUCUACAUCAGCCGCAACAACCCCAGCAACAACAGCAGCCAAUGGAAUCCUCCAGCAGCAGUAAAAAGCGUGUACAGAUACAGGAAAUUUCUGUGUAAAAAUGAAAUCUUCCUUUCGC
Molecule: messenger RNA, 4021 nt
Organism: Anopheles maculipalpis
Lineage: Eukaryota; Metazoa; Arthropoda; Insecta; Diptera; Culicidae
Exons: 13
Coding region: 204-4001 (1265 amino acids)
Biological process (GO): postsynaptic membrane assembly; chemical synaptic transmission; presynaptic membrane assembly
Cellular component (GO): synapse; postsynaptic membrane; cell surface
Molecular function (GO): signaling receptor activity; neurexin family protein binding
Source: RefSeq, a predicted model, not a curated record